GCUGGGUCAACACGCGCGCCCACCAUAAUCUCCAGAUCUCAAAACCACAAACCCAUAAGUCGGAAAAUUUUUCCACCAAAUCUCACGGCUUGUUUGUAGAAUUUAUUAAAACAGAUGUUACCAUCGGUUGAAUUCAUCAAGACUCCUCCUCAGGGGCCAAUUGCCCCUCCUUCUGACAAAUAUGGUGUUAAAACCACCAAUAGUCCCACCAUUCAUAACGCUCCUUUACCAGCUGAUGGUCCAGGAGCAAAGCACUUUUCUAAUUUGGUGUUAGCAGGUCUUUUGAUUGGUGUUCCAUGGUUCAUCGUCAGAAAGAUUGGGUUAGGCUUCAAGACCUGGUUGGUGUUGUUUUUGUUAUUUGGUCUUCCUAUUUUAAUGGCGUACUGGACAGUUAUGUCUACGUAUUCCCCUAGAUUGAACGAAAAGGUUAAAUUCCCAAACAAACCCGUAGGUGAUUAUUUGGAGUUCCACACUGAGCAAUUGGAGAACAAGUAUGUCAAGUCCAACAAUGGCAAGGGCACGAAAAUCCCCAUGGAAACGUUCCAUGAAUUGUACUUUGAUGGUAAGGUUAGUUUUAAAGGUGAUUGCUUGGACGUGUUGGAGUUCAGACACGAUUGGUGUAGCUUUUCCUUCACCUUGUCAUUGUUCCGGUUCUUCUUGUUGGGAAUGAUUCCCGAGGUGAUCAUGCACUCCAAAUCGCAGGAUGAAGAGCAGGUCAGAGAUCAUUAUGAUAGAGGUGACGAUUUCUACACCUGGUUCUUGGGUCCCAGAAUGAUCUACACCAGUGGGGUUAUUAGCGACAUCACCAAGGAAGAAACCUUGGAACAGUUGCAAGAUAACAAGUUAAAGACGGUUGCAGAAAAGAUUCAAUUGGCUAAAGGCGAACAGGUUUUGGACUUGGGAUGCGGCUGGGGUACCUGGGCCACCUACGCGUCCUCCCAAUAUGGAGCUCACGUCACCGGAAUCACAUUGGGAAGAAACCAAACCAAAUGGGGUACUUCAUUGUUGUCUCAGUACGGAGUUGACUCGAGCCAAUCUGAAAUUGUUUGCUGUGAUUAUAGAGAUGCUCCCAAAUCGAAGAAAUCGAAUGGAAAAUAUGAUAAAAUCACCUGUUUGGAAAUGGCUGAACAUGUGGGGGUCAGAAGAUUCGGUGCAUUUCUUAAACAGGUCUACGAUUCCUUGGAGGAUGACGGAUUAUUCUUUUUGCAAUAUGCGGGUUUAAGAAAGUCCUGGCAAUACGAAGACUUGGUAUGGGGAUUGUUCAUGAACAAGUACAUUUUCCCUGGAGCUGAUGCAUCCACCCCAUUGUCAUUUGUGAUCACCAGUUUGGAAUCCACUGGGUUUGAAGUGGUGUCGUUUGAUAACAUCGGAGUUCAUUACUCGGCCACUUUGUGGAGAUGGUACAGAAACUGGAUCGGUAACAAGGCCAAGGUGUUGGACAAGUAUGGAAUCAGAUGGUUCAGAAUUUGGGAGUACUUUUUGGCUUCUUCCGUCAUCACCUCAAGACAAGGAGGUGCUUCUUGUUACCAGAUUGUGAUGAGAAAGAACUUGAACUCGUACCACCGGGUCAACUAUAUCCCCAAGCAAGACGGGGUUUUGGGUCCGGUUUCCAGAGGCACUAAAUGGGCCCAAUGAUACCUUAGCUGUUGUAAAUAGCAAUAAACACCAGAAUCCG
This is a messenger RNA of Yamadazyma tenuis ATCC 10573, 1675 nucleotides long. RefSeq names its product Mts1p (gene MTS1). NCBI's taxonomy places the organism in Eukaryota, Fungi, Ascomycota, Pichiomycetes, Serinales, Debaryomycetaceae. Gene Ontology annotation, biological process: cellular response to biotic stimulus. The record is from RefSeq and is a predicted model, not a curated record.